CAAUCGCUACUCAUUACCUCUCAAUACAACUUGAAAGAAUCCCUUACGUCCAACAUUCAAGAUGCGUUACACCACUGCUCUCAUCGCUGCUCUGCAGGUCGCUGGCCUCGUCCAGGCUAGUCCCAUUCCCUCCAACAGAGAUGUCGCUGUGCCUGUCAACAGCCAAGCCCUUGACAUCCGCACCCCCGGAGACAUCGCCAACCUUGAUGCCGACAAGAUCGUCGAUCUCGAGGUCCGCGGCAUCGAGAAGCGUGCUACCGAUAUCACUCUCUCUGCGAACACUGGCUACUACAAGCGCGUGACCUACAAGGGUGCCGUCAUCCUGCUUCACAUCUUCUACGACCUGGCUGUCAACCACGUCGUCUUCUACUGGACCAUUGACGGCACGACCCCGGCUCCUGGCAGCAUCCCGCUCGCCUUCGACGACCCGAUUGGCGGUGGUUUCCCUCUCAGAGACUACACCCACGACACUCGCUACAACCUUGGAAGUGCUAUGCGCCCUGGCGAUAUCAUCAAGAUCACCCCUUAGAUGCUAGUCGGUCUAAAGCAUGACGGUCACUUGGAGAUGACCAUAGUCAAGCUCUUUGUUCAAGAUUUCGAUGGAUGAAUCAUCAGUCUGGUCAUCUCAACUCAAUGUAUUUCACAAGCCGGCCGUCAUUCAAUCACGUCAGACAGUCAGGAUGGCUCCCUGUAUUUGAUA
Messenger RNA from Colletotrichum phormii, 700 nucleotides. RefSeq lists its product as uncharacterized. The coding region runs from base 62 to 529 and encodes 155 amino acids. The record is from RefSeq and is a predicted model, not a curated record. The transcript has 2 exons. NCBI's taxonomy places the organism in Eukaryota, Fungi, Ascomycota, Sordariomycetes, Glomerellales, Glomerellaceae.